Molecule: messenger RNA, 2942 nt
Organism: Talpa occidentalis (Iberian mole)
Lineage: Eukaryota; Metazoa; Chordata; Mammalia; Eulipotyphla; Talpidae
Gene: CSF3R
Product: colony stimulating factor 3 receptor
Exons: 17
Coding region: 188-2716 (842 amino acids)
Biological process (GO): cytokine-mediated signaling pathway; immunoglobulin mediated immune response
Cellular component (GO): external side of plasma membrane; membrane
Molecular function (GO): protein binding; cytokine receptor activity
Source: RefSeq, a predicted model, not a curated record
AUUAACGACAGGCUGGGGAGAGAAGCCUGCUGCGGCUGUUUUCAGGAACCUUCCUCCAAGAGGAGAGCAGAGACGGGGAGGCCAGGCAGGUGCCUGGCCGGUGGCCUCCAGCAUGGAGAAACUGAGGCUCCCAAAAGUGAAGUGAUUUGUCCCAGGUCACCAAGCUGGUGAGCACCAACUUGGCACUAUGGCAGGGCUGGGGACCUGGAGCCUGACGAGAGCUGCCCUCAUCAUCCUACUGCUCCCCAGAAGCCUGGAGGAAUGUGGGCGCAUCACCCUAUCAGCCCCCGUCAUCUGCCUGGGGGACCCCAUCACAGCCUCCUGCAUCAUCAGCCACAACUGCAUCGAAGUGGGCCCAGAGCCACAGAUUGUAUGGAAAUUAGGGACAGAGCUUCAACCCGGUGGGCACCAGCGCUCUCUGCCAGAUGGGACCAAAGAAUCCAACAUCACCUUGCCCCACCUCAACCACUCCCGGGCCCUUCUCUCCUGCUACCUGAGAUGGGGCAACAACAGCCUACAGAUCUUGGACCAGGCUGAGCUGCAGGCAGGUUACCCCCCUGCCGCACCCUACAACCUGUCCUGCCUCAUGAACCUCACAAUUAACAGCCUUACCUGCCAGUGGGAGCCAGGACCCAACACCCACCUGUCCACCAACUUCACCUUAAAGAGCUUCAGGAGCCGGAGCAACUGCCAGACCCAGGAGGACUCCAUCCCGGACUGCGUGCCUGAGGAGGGGCAGGACCACUGCUCCAUCCCACGGAAACACCUGCAGCUCUACCAGAAGAUGGUCAUCUGGGUGCAGGCAAAGAACGCGCUGGGAACCAGCAAGUCCCCACAGUUGUGCCUUAUCCCCAGUGAUGUCGUGAAACUGGAACCCCCCACACUGUGGGGCCUGGACCCCAGUCCUGAGGUGACCCCACCCCAGCCAGGUUGCCUGAAGCUGCGCUGGGAGUCAUGGAAACCAAGCAUGUACAUUGACCAGAAGUGUGAGCUGCGCCACCAGCCCCAGCUUGGGGAAGCCAGCUGGGCCCUGGUGAGCCCCCUGCCCGCCAGGACCUUCCAGCAUGAGCUCUGCGGGCUCCUCCCAUACACAGCCUACACCCUGCAGAUGCGCUGCAUCCGCUGGCCCCUGCCUGGCGACUGGAGCGACUGGAGCCCCAGCCUGGAGCUGACAACUGCACAACAGGCCCCCAUGGUCAGACUGGACACCUGGUGGAGGCAGAGGCAGCUGGACCCCAAGACAGUGAAUGUGCAGCUGUUCUGGAAGCCAGUGCCCCUGGAGGAAGACAGCAAGCAGAUCCAAGGGUACCUGGUCUCCUGGAGAGCCAAAGACCAGGCUGGGGCAGCCCCACCCCUCUGCAACACCACGGAGCUAAACUGCACCUUCCACUUGCCUUCAGAAGUCCAGGAGGUGGUGCUUGUGGCCUAUAACACAGGCGGGACCUCCCAGCCCACCCUGGUGGCCUUCUUGGAGAGCAGAGGCCCACCCGUGGCCAAACUCCACACCAUGGCCCGAGAUGCUCACAGCCUCUGGGUGGGCUGGGAGCCCCCCAGUCCUCAGCCUCAGGGCUAUGUGAUCGAGUGGGGACCAGGUCCCCCCAGCCCCAGUGACAGCAGUAAGAUCUGGAGGAUGGAGCAUAACAGGAGCAUCGUAGGAACCCUGCUGCAGGAGAACAUCAGGCCCUUUCAGCUCUACGAGAUCACUGUGACGCCCCUGUACCCGGACUCCAGGGGACCCUCCCAGCACACCUACGCCUACUCCCAGGAGAUGGCCCCCUCCCACGCCCCGGAGCUGCAUCUGAAGCACAUUGGUAAGACCUGCGCUUGGCUGGAGUGGGUGCCCCAGGCUGCUGAGCUGGGGAGGAGGCCCCUUACCCACUACACCAUCUUCUGGACCAACGCUCAGAACCAGUCCUUCUCCACUGUCCUGAACGCCUCCUCCCAUAACUAUGUCCUCUGUGGCCUGGAGCCGAGAAGCUUGUACCACGUCCACCUCAUGGCCACCAGCCAGGCUUGGGCCAUCAACAGUACAAGCCUCACGCUGAUGACCUCCACCUUCGAUGAGUCUGAACUGCACAUCUUCCUGGGCCUCUCCAGCCUCCUGCUCUUGUUCUUCUGCCUUUGCGUGGCAGCCUGGCUCUACUGCAGACCCACCAGGAAGAAUCCCCUCUGGCCAACUGUCCCUGACCCAGCCCACAGCAGCCUGGGGUCCUGGGUGCCCACCAUCAUGUCAGAGGAGAUUUUCCAGCUGCCCAGCCUUCAGGACCCUGGCAUGCAACCCAUCACCAAGAUCACAGUGCUGAAAGAGGAAGAGAAGAAGCCAGGGCCCUGGGAAUCCAAUGACAGCUCAGAGACCUGUGGCCUCCCCACCCUGGCCCAAGCCUAUGUGCUCCAAGGGGACCCAAGAGCACCUUGUACCCAGCCUCAGCCUGAAUCUGGUACCAGUGACCAUGUCCUAUAUGGGCAGGUGCUGGGCAGUCCCACUGGCCCAGGGCCAGGGCAUUACCUCCGCUGCGACUCCACUCAGCCUCUCUUAGGGGGCCUCACUCCCAGCCCCAAGUCUUACGAGAACCUCUGGUUCCACACCAGUCCCUUAGGCACCCCAGAGCCCCUAGUCCCAAACCAGGAAGACGACUGUGUCUUUGGACCACUGCUGGACUUCCCCCUCUUGCAGGGGCUCCAGGUACAUGGAGUGGAGGGGCUGGAGGGCUUUUAGAGCUUCCCUUCCACCUAGGCCUACCUCUUGAAAGGAAAGAGUAGGCAUGCCCACCACUAUAAAAACCACCCAGCCCCAGAAUAGGCAUAAAGACUCUCAGUCUCCUCAAUCCCUGGUCCCAGUAUCCCUACCCUAUCACCCCAAUCUCCAUGAGCUGGGCAUCCCACUUUAAAGGUCAGAGAACAGGGGCCUCCCUGGUGGUAUAAUGGGUUAAACACCGCACUAU